ACGAUGUUUCCUUUCCGGAUUUUGCUCUGACGCCGAGGACGCAGGAAACCGGCGGAUUUGCAAAGUGACGGCUCAUCGCCGCCUGCCUCACGUCCGAGGAACAAACACCACCGUCCGAUGGAUGUAAGGAAGGGAGAGAGCAGCGAUUCGGACACGGGAUCCUGCCGUCCUCUCUCCCACUGAUGGAAGGGGAGCUGGGAGACACGUCCUCCUCGGCGUUAAGGCUGGAGGUGCCGCGGAUUUAAACCCCGGAGUCUUCAUCGGUGCCCCCCCCCGAGUCUACAUGUUUGCAAGUGUUAUGGACGUGGAUGUGGUUAAGGGGAGGUCGAGCUGGUUUGAGCUGGAGGACAUGCGAUGGUCACGAUGCGUCCUGAUGGCAGAAGCGGUUACUACUUUCUGCUGGCCGCGCUUUGCUUCUUCGCCGCUUCUCUCUCCCGGUCGGUGGAGGAGUCGUCGCCCUUCUUCGCCUGGCUUCUAGGCAGACUCGUCCUCUACUCGGCGCUGUCCCUGAGCAGCCUGCUGUUGGGCACCUUCAUGGUGCUGGCGAAACAAAGCAACACCAAGGCGCCACAUUUCCCCAGGGAGGAGAGACCUCUCGGCGUGUCCCCCUUGUUGCGACAGCUCACGGGCCGCCUGUCAGGCAUUUCAUCUGAACCUGUGCCUACACGAAGAGUAGUUCUUUCACACAAUAUGGAUAAAGCAUUGAAAGAAGUGUUCGACUACAGCUACAGGGACUACAUCCUUUCCUGGUAUGCAAAGGUCAGUCGUGAUGAAGGGCACCUGCACCAGAUGCUGUCGGAGGACUAUUGGGAGCUGGCAAAGCAGCUGCGUGUUCGACUGAGCAACAUUGACAUCGUGAAGGUUGUCUGCAACGAUGUUGUACGCACCGUCCUCCUUCACUUCUGUGACCUCAAGGCAGCAAACUCAAGGCAAGAGGUGCAGCAACCGAAACCCUUCCCUCUGCACCCGUGCUUGAAGAGCGGCAUGGACGAGGACCAGUUCCUGCAGAUGUGCUCACGGGUCCUGGUGCUUUGCCUCUUAACGUCAAAAGACAUCUCCUCUCGCAGCCUGCGGAUUGUCCUUGCUGAAAUAUUAGCCAUGAAAGUGCUAAAACCGAUGGUGGAACUGCUGAGUGACCCUGACUACAUUAACCGAAUGCUGCUGACCCAGAUGGAACGCAGGGAGCAGGUGAACGAGCACCACAAGAAGGCCUACACUUACGCCCCUUCCUACGAGGAGUUCAUCAAGCUCAUCAACGGCAGCUGCGACGUGGAGUUCUUAAAGCAGCUGAGAUAUCAAAUUGUCGUUGAAAUAAUUCAAGCAACUACAAUCAGCAGUCUACCACAGAUGAAGAAACCAAAAGACAGCAAAGGGAAAGAGUCUGCGGCCAUGAAGGCGGACCUGCUGCGAGCCCGCAACAUGAAGAGAUACAUCAACCAGCUGACCGUGGCCAAGAAGCACAGCGAGAAGCGGCUGAAGCUGCUCGGCGGCCCCGUGUACGGGCAGCAGGAAGAUGGAGGCUGCGACGAGACCGACGCACCUUCCAGUCAAAAGAUUCUACAACUUGAUGAGAUCUUGUCCAACCCAUCCUACAGAGAACACUUCCGUGCCUACAUGGAGAGGAUGGAUAAACGGGAUCUCGUCAGCUUCUGGGAGUCCGUUGAAUACUUGAAAAUUGCAAACAAGACUGAAAUACCUCAACUCGUCGGUGAAAUCUACCAGAAUUAUUUUGUGGAAAGUCGGGAAAUCCCCGUGGAGAAGGCACUUUAUAAGGAAAUCCAGCAGAGCCUCGUCGGCAACAAAGGAACAGAUGUCUUCAACAAGAUUCAGAGCCAUGUUUAUGAGACUCUCCAAGACCGGUAUUACCCGUCUUUUCUUGUAAGUGACUUGUACGAAAGACUUGUGAGGAAAGAAGAGGAAAAGAGCACUUUACAGACCAACCUGGAGAACCGGGGCGAUACGCAUGUGUGUGAGAGUGGAGAGGACAUCCUGGAUGAAGGCAGCAAUGGCAUCAAUGAGCAGGCCAGCUACGCGGUGAUCAAACUGCGGCAGCUGAACGAGAAGCUCGAGUACAAGAGGCAGGCGCUGGGCUCCAUCCUGAAUUCACCAAAACCCGACAGAAAGAUUGUAACCAAGCUGAAGGAUGAGAUUAGCACAAUGGAACGAGAACACAAUGACUUACAGCAGCACAUUGCCCGCACAGACUGGUGGUGUGAAAAUCUUGGACAAUGGAAAGCCAACAUCAGCAGCAGCGAGAUUGUGGAAGAAAAUGGUGAACAAAUGUCCUGCUAUUCAAUCAUGGUGCAGCUGAAUCCGCCUGACCCCGAAAACAACGGCUGGAUGGUGGGGCGAAAGCUGAGCGAGUUCCACACACUGCACAGGAAGCUCUGCGAGUGUUUUCCGAUGUUAAAGAAGGCACAGCUACCAUCCAUCAGUAAACUGCCUUUUAAGUCCAUUGAUCAGAAGUUCUUAGACAAGUCGAAAACUCAGCUCAAUAUUUUUUUACAGAAACUCCUGACAGAUGAGAAGCUCUGCCAGAGCGAGGCCCUCUACGGCUUUCUCAGCCCUUCCCCAGAAUACCUGAAAGUUGUUGAUGUCCAGGGCAAGAAGUCAAUCUUCUCUUUGUCGUCCUUUCUUGAGAGGCUUCCUGGAGAUUUCUUCUCUCAUCAAGAGGAGGAAACUGAGGAGGACAGUGAUCUGUCGGACUACGGAGAUGAGGUUGACUGCAAAAAAGACUCGCUUGCCGAACCUUGUUUUAUGCUCAUUGCGGAGAUCUUUGAGCUCAGGGGAAUGUUCAAAUGGGUCAGGAAGACACUUAUUGCUCUGGUACAAGUUACUUUUGGAAGGACAAUCAAUAAGCAAAUUCGCGACACUAUCAACUGGAUGGUGAGUGAGCAGAUGCUGGUUUGCUACAUCAACGUCUUUCGAGAUGCCUUCUGGCCAAAUGGUAAAUUAGCGCCCAGUACAGCUCCACGGACUGAGCAGCAACGGUUGGAGACGAAGCACAAAGCCCAGCAGAAACUACUCGAUAACAUUCCAGAUGCGCUGCAGAACCUGGUGGGCCAGCAGAACGCACGGCACGGCAUCACAAAGGUCUUCAGUGCUCUCCAGGAGACCAGCGCUAACAAGCACCUGCUAUAUACGCUGAUGGAGUUGUUGCUGAUCGAGUUAUGCCCUGAACUGCGAAUUCGUUUGGAUGAGCUGAAAGUCUGCCCGAAUCUAUCCAGCACUUUGUGAAGGAGUAAAAGAAUUAUCAAAAGGGGACCGACCCCUGGUUUUCUUCUUAAAAAAUUGAAAUGCAAACUGCGGACUUUUGUUCCCCCAGAGGUGACAGUGCUGGGAUAUAUUGCUGUUUGUUGUUUCUCCACACGCCACAGAUGUAGCACUACGUGAAUGGAUUUGUUUCCAAAUUACUGAAUCAAUGCAUAAGGCUAUUUUUCCUUCCCCCUUUUCGAGCUGAACCCCGGUAGUUUUCUUUCUGAAGUUCAGAUGCCAGUAAUUAAUGUUGUGGGAAACUGAAUAAAUAUUUUUUAAGACGA
Leucoraja erinaceus (little skate) is the source of this 3539-nucleotide messenger RNA. RefSeq names its product sorting nexin 25 (gene snx25). The coding region runs from base 355 to 3237 and encodes 960 amino acids. Gene Ontology annotation, molecular function: phosphatidylinositol binding. Lineage: Eukaryota; Metazoa; Chordata; Chondrichthyes; Rajiformes; Rajidae. The transcript has 20 exons. The record is from RefSeq and is a predicted model, not a curated record. Gene Ontology annotation, cellular component: early endosome membrane; intracellular membrane-bounded organelle.